CCACGAAAUAAAAGCUGCAAGGCAGGCAGUCGAAGGUGACUUGUUGUUCAAGCACUUUCUAGUGCUGGUAAUCCAACUCCGGAGCUCCAGGACACGCCGUCGGUCAAGCCUCCGGUUGGCAUCACCAACCCGCCACCAUGGAGCUAGUCAAGUUAAAUUCUAGCCUCAUCUCCGCUCUUACGAUCGUGCUGUUACUGCAGCCAGGGUGGUUCUGUUCGUGCCAAAGCCAGAAACCAAACUUGGUCUUCGUCUACGUGGAUGAUUGGGGGUUUGCUGACGUUGGCUUCAGGAAUCCAGCGAUCAAGUCGCCGAACUUCGACGCGCUAGCGAGUACCGGGAGUGUGCUGCAGCGGCACUACGUGUUCAAAUACUGCAGUCCGUCCAGAGCGUCGUUCCUGACCGGUCGCUGGCCGCACCAUGCACAUCAAUGGAACAUGCCGCCCGGCACAAUGGCGGGAACUAACCUGAACAUGACCAUGCUGCCGGCUAAGCUGAAACAGGCUGGAUACAGCACGCACAUGGUAGGAAAGUGGCACCAGGGCUUCUUCAAGUCCCACUACCUGCCCACGUCACGUGGCUUCGACACCAUGAGCGGAUUCCUGAACGGCGGCGAGACCCACAUGACGGAAGUCAACAGUGGCCUGACGGACUUCUGGAAGAACCGGGCGCCGGACCCGCGAAACGGCACGUACGACGCGUACCACUACCGCAGUGAUCUGGUGGAUAUGAUAGCGAAUCACGAAAGCAACACACCGCUCUUCCUGUACCUGCCGUUGCACAACGUGCACGGCCCGUUCCAGGCACCGCAGGAAUGGCUGGACAUCUACCCGAACAACACCUGCUCCAAGCGCCACACCUACCAGGCUAUGGUCAGCGUUGCGGACAACGUGACGGGAACGGUCGUCGAGCUACUGAAAGCCAAGGACAUGUGGAAGAACACACUGAUGGUGGUGAGCGCUGACAAUGGUGGAGCUCCGUGUGGCGGCAGUAACUACCCUCUCAAGGGCUCCAAGGGCACCUUCUUUGAGGGCGGAGUCAGGUCUCUGGCAUUCGUCAACGGUGGUCUUCUUCCGGACGCCAUGCGUGGCAAGGACAUCGAUGGAUUCAUUCACACUGCCGACUGGUACCCCACCUUCUGCAAGCUGGCAGGAGUGGAGGCGGAUGAUAGCGGUCCAGGACGGUAUCCAGUGGAUGGACUGGACGUGUGGCCAAUACUGUCGGGACAGACGAACGCCACUGCGCACCAGAGCAUCAUACUCGGCUUCAACUUCAGCGAGGCCAACUCCGGCGCCGUGAUCAUGGGCGACUACAAGCUAGUGGUGGGUGUACAGGGUACGGACUGUGACAAUCUCAUGUACUCGCCGCUAGACUAUCCCUGCACACAGGGCCCGAAAGCAGCUAACUGCGAUCCCUACUGCCUCUACGACAUUGUCAGUGAUCCGCACGAGAAGACCGACCUGUCCAAGAGCCAGCCAGACACUCUGAAGAAGCUGUUGGAUGAGUACAACAAAUUCUCAUCCGAGCCGCAGUCCACACGAGAUCAGGGCUACCAUAGUCAAGGUGACCUGCCCAAUGACUUGAAGAAUGCCAAAAAAGUGCUCGAUGCCAAGGGUGGUUACUGGAUGCCCUGGCGUGACGAGCAGUAGGGUGAGAGUGAUUACACGGUCGUGUACAUAAGCUGUUACAAAAGCCCAGCUCCUCUUUACAGGGUUAGGGUAUCUGAUGAGAAUUGUCAACACUCGUGUACGGCAACUUCAAAAUGUGGGCUGAUGCAAACGGGUUGGGCAUGGCAUGUUCUACGGAGAUUAAAAAACUCCCUGCAGCUAUAGCAAUGUUCCCUGUACACGAUGUACACGUGGAAGAUGGCAACAAAGAAUUAGUACACGUGUUUGUUUGCUUACACAUUUUCUGUUUCAGUCCUCAUGUUUUCUGGCAGAGUUCGAUGAAACAUUCUUUAUUUCUGGCAGCUCUGGCCUUGCACGGCAGGAGCAAUGCUACCUGGAACUUCUUACACUUA
Molecule: messenger RNA, 2017 nt
Organism: Sycon ciliatum
Lineage: Eukaryota; Metazoa; Porifera; Calcarea; Leucosolenida; Sycettidae
Product: arylsulfatase B-like
Exons: 1
Coding region: 138-1646 (502 amino acids)
Source: RefSeq, a predicted model, not a curated record